AUGUCGGAACGAACGCGAUCAACGCCAUUGAUGAGGAUGCUACUCUCAGGAGAGGUCAGCGGAGAGGAGCCUAGAGAUUUGUCUCCUAAAGAGAGGUUCAAUAGAUGGAUGGUCAACGAAGGAUCCCGACGACUAUUCGUCGGCGUUUUUAUCCUCGUGCACUGCAUGUUGUACGGCUUUGGCUUUAUGAACUAUCAGCUGAAGGACAACCUGACCAAAGCCCGUGCCACCUAUGGCUACGGCUAUCCCAUUGCUCGAUCUGCAGCCCUCGUCCUACACUUUGAUGUCGCCUGCAUUCUUCUCCCGGUUUGCCGAACCCUCAUAUCGCUCGUUCGCCAAACACCCCUGAACGGAAUCAUUCCUUUCGACAAAAACAUUACGUUUCACAAACUCGUGGGCUAUUCCAUUGUGUUCUUCACGUGGGUUCACACUAUUGCUCAUCUACACAACGUCGCACAACUCUCCGCGAAGAACAACGGAGGCUUUAUCGGCUUCGUCAAGCUGAACUUCCUUACAGGCCCCGGCUGGACCGGCUAUAUUCUGACCAUCUCGGUCAUGGCUAUGUUUUUCACCGCGCUCGAAAAGCCUCGGCGGGCCAACUACGAGCGCUUCUGGAAUACGCAUCAUCUAUUUGUCAUCUUCUUUAUCUUCUGGUCUAUCCACGGAGCUUUCUGUAUGAUCCCUGCGGAUAAUAAGCCGUUCUGUUUCGGCAACGGCUCCUUCUACUUGUACUGGAUGGUGGGUGGCUUCACUUAUCUCGUGGAGCGCAUCCUACGUGAGAUCCGUGGUUAUCAGAAGACGUAUAUAACCAAGGUGAUUGAGCAUCCUGCCAACGUGGUUGAGAUUCGGAUCAAGAAGGAACACACUAAAACACGAGCCGGGCAGUAUAUCUUCCUUUGCUGUCCGGAGAUUUCACUCUGGCAAUAUCACCCAUUUACCCUGACGUCCGCGCCUGGGGAGGACUAUCUCUCAGUUCAUAUCCGUAUGGUUGGCAACUUCACCAAAGCCCUCGGAAGAGUCCUCGGAUGCGAAGGCCUCAAGACCACCAACGACGAUAAGAAAGCCCAACAGUACCCUGAAACUGUGUCCGCAGUGGACGGAAAGAGUGGUAUGAAGCCGCUCACCAAACUUCUCCCGCGGCUGUACAUCGAUGGACCCUUCGGUUCGGCCUCGGAAGACGUCUUCAAGUUUGAGACCGUGCUGCUGAUCGGCGCGGGCAUCGGCGUGACACCCUUCGCCUCGAUCCUCAAAUCGAUUUGGUACCGCAUGAGGGACAACGCCGGAUCUUCUACCCCAAGGACGCGGUUGCGCAAGGUCUAUUUCUUCUGGAUAUGCCGAGAUUUUGGAUCGCUCGAGUGGUUCAAAUCUCUGUUGACUGCCAUCGAGAGCGAGGAUAAGAGCCACGCGAUCGAAAUUCAUGCGUACUUAACCGCCAAAAUCACACCCUCCCAAGCAUCCAACAUCGUCCUGAACUCCGGGGAUACGGACGCCAUUACGGGCCUCCGCACACCUACCAAUUACGGCCGUCCGAAUUGGGACAUGGUCUUUCGCGCCAUCCGCAAAAUCCACUGGUCAGCCGGCGAGAGUGAGUGUGGUGUGUUUUUUUGUGGGCCCAAACCGUUAGGAGCAGACUUGCACGUCAAGUGUAACAUGUAUACUGAGGCUGGGGAUCAGGGGUAUAGUUUUGUUUGGGGGAAGGAGAAUUUUUGA
This is a messenger RNA of Fonsecaea multimorphosa CBS 102226, 1710 nucleotides long. RefSeq lists its product as uncharacterized. Gene Ontology annotation, molecular function: superoxide-generating NAD(P)H oxidase activity. Gene Ontology annotation, cellular component: NADPH oxidase complex; plasma membrane. The record is from RefSeq and is a predicted model, not a curated record. The coding region runs from base 1 to 1710 and encodes 569 amino acids. Gene Ontology annotation, biological process: defense response; superoxide anion generation. The transcript has 2 exons. Lineage: Eukaryota; Fungi; Ascomycota; Eurotiomycetes; Chaetothyriales; Herpotrichiellaceae.